This is a messenger RNA of Chrysochloris asiatica (Cape golden mole), 543 nucleotides long. Its product is annotated as retinol dehydrogenase 10-like. NCBI's taxonomy places the organism in Eukaryota, Metazoa, Chordata, Mammalia, Afrosoricida, Chrysochloridae. Bases 1 to 543 code for a protein of 180 amino acids. Gene Ontology annotation, molecular function: oxidoreductase activity, acting on the CH-OH group of donors, NAD or NADP as acceptor. The record is from RefSeq and is a predicted model, not a curated record. Gene Ontology annotation, cellular component: lipid droplet. The transcript is spliced from 2 exons.
AUGGCAGGAGGCGCCGAGCUGGGUGGCUACCGCAGCGGACACAACCCACGGGGCCACCAUGCCAAGUCCCGGCGGGGGCGGCCCCGCGCAGUCAGGGCGAGUGCUCUGGGCGUUUGUGCUGGCCACUUCAAAGUGCUCUGGGCGUUCCUGCUGGCCGCGGCGCGCUGGCUAGUGCGGCCCAAAGAGAAGAGCGUGGAGGACCAGGUGUGCCUCAUCACCAGCGCCGGCAGCGGCCUGGGCUGGCUCUUUGCUCUCCAGUUCGCCUGGCGCGGAGCGCUGCUGGUGCUCCGAAACAUCAACACGCAGAGCAAGGAGCAGACGGCGGGCAUGGUGCGCUACAUCUACUGGGAACUGGAGGCUGCUGACACCUUGGCGCUGCAAGCUGAGGAUGGCACUGAUAUAUUUAGAGGCUGCCGAAUCAGGAAAGAAAUCGAGCCUUUCCUGCCCCCUCUGAAGCCCCAUUACUAUGUGAAGCAGGCCAUGCAGGCCAUGAGAAUGUCAGUGAGACAUGCGGCUCAUGUGCAUCAUGACCUUCAUGAAUAG